Octodon degus (degu) is the source of this 2794-nucleotide messenger RNA. RefSeq names its product kinesin-like protein KIF28P. Gene Ontology annotation, biological process: microtubule-based movement; cytoskeleton-dependent intracellular transport. The transcript has 21 exons. The coding region runs from base 20 to 2794 and encodes 924 amino acids. Gene Ontology annotation, cellular component: microtubule; kinesin complex. The record is from RefSeq and is a predicted model, not a curated record. Gene Ontology annotation, molecular function: ATP hydrolysis activity; microtubule motor activity; ATP binding. Lineage: Eukaryota; Metazoa; Chordata; Mammalia; Rodentia; Octodontidae.
UUUUCUACAAAAUAAGAGUAUGGAUAACGAGAAAAUGAUGAAAAUGCCUAUGCCAAGUACUGAUGGUGUGAAAGUAGCAGUGCGAGUGCGACCUUUUAGUCAGGUUAGUGGUAAAUGUUACAUUGCCUUGUUGAAGAUUAUAAGAGAUUUGCUCUCUAGAACCAAAAGGCCUGGGGGCCUAAAAGUCAGGGAGGAUCAGCACCUGGGCUUUUAUGUGGAAGGCCUCAAGUCUGUGCCUUGUGCGAACUACGCACAAAUUGAAAAGCUGAUGGAACAAGGAGCGAGAAUCAGGACCACAGCUUCCACCAACAUGAACGCCAGCAGCAGCCGGUCCCACAUGGUCACCACCAUUCGGUUCAAGCAGAUUUUUCUAGACAGAGCUCUUACCAAAGAGUCGAGCAUCAAUUUGGUGGACUUAGCAGGAAGUGAAAGACAGAAAUCUUCAGCGUCUGAAGGAGACAGACUGAGGGAAGGAUCGCGAGUUAACCUGAGUUUAACCAAUUUAGGAAAAGUCAUCAGUGCUCUGGCUGAUGCCGCCCUGAGGAAGAAAGUCCUGCACGUUCCCUACCGAGACUCUGUCCUGACCAAACUGCUCCAGUCAGCUCUGGGUGGGAACAGCAGAACUACUCUGAUUGCAGCCAUAAGUCCAGCUGACAUCUGCUAUGAGGAAACUUUGUCAACAUUAAGAUAUGCUGAAAGGGCUAAAAAGGUCCGGAACAAAGCCGUUGUCAACACCGCCACACUGGCAAGAGAGUCAAGGGCAGAGAACAGCAAGCUACUGCUCGGAGGUGGGACCCCUGGAGUGGCAGAGUUUAAAAUCUUCUCCUCUUUCCUGGCAGAACACCAGCUGGGGACUCUUGCUGCCCAGGGAACCUGGGCAUACCUGCUAGAGCAGGCACGGAAAGAAUGGGAGCAACAGUACGCAGCUGUGGCCCUGGAGCGGCAGCUGAUGAAGACCCUCCCUCACCUUCUCAAUGUCAACGAGGACCCGCAGCUCUCCGGGGUCCUCAAGUAUUUCAUUCAUGCCGCACUCGAUCCAGCAGACAUUUUGGCGGACGAGACGACAGCCACGGGUGAAGACCUGAGGAGCUCUGAAAACACCAGCCUAAGUCGGGAAGGUGGCGCCGCGAACAUUAGAAGUCGUUCCUCCCGUGCCACCGUCCCCUAUGCCUACUUACCAUCCCCUCCACCCUCCUUCCCCACACCCUUUGCUGGCUCUGGUAACAACUGUCCAUUCUUCUUUGAGAUUCAUGUUUUUGCUCAACACCAAAUUUCAGAUAAACAUGCUUCCUUCACAAAUUUGGAUGGUAAAGUGACAGUUACUCCAUACAGCAAAUGUAAGGUUGUCGUCAACGGUGUGCCUAUCGCAACCAGGACAAAGCUGCAUCAUUUGGACCGGAUUAUCUUGGGCUCCAGCAGUGCCUACCUGUACAUCGGGUUUCCUUCGGAGCGCAGUAGUGAGGACCUGAGCAGAUUUGACUAUGACUUUUUCCAGCUGGAGAAAGCGGCUGCCGAGGGAGUGAGUGUGGACACGCUGGGUGCUGUGAGCAGUGGAGGUGGCCACGCAGACCUCAGUGUCCUGGCUGUAUUCCAAGACUACAUCAAACUCAUGCCACUGGUUGCAGAAGCAAAUCAAAUGAGUGAAGAGCUAAAGAAGGGACUUGAAAUGGAGUUGAAGGUGAAGAAUUUAGCAGCAUCAGAUUCUAGGGGCUAUGACCUUCAAAAAGAGGUCAUGGUGAAGGUGACCAACCAAAGGACUCAUGAGGUGUGGAUUUGGUCAAAAGCCAAGUUUAUCAAUAGGAAAUUCCUAAUGGAGGAACUUUACCAGCGUUUUCUAGAUGGAGAGGACAGCCAUGUGGCCCGUAAGGACGAUCCUUUCUGGGAUCCUGUGGAGGUCAUCCACUUGGGCGCAGCCCACAUCUGGCUCCAGUCACUUGCCUACUGCAUGAAGUUGGAGGACCAAGUGGAGUUUCUGAACUGCGACGGGCUGGAGGAGGCAGUGCUGCACAUCCGCAUCAUCCCUUGCUCCCCAGCGGGACAAGCACACAGCGAGGAAGAUGUGGUUAUUGACCCUUUGGAACUCCUGGGCAAGAGGAUUGAUUUCCAGAUUCACAUUAUCCGUUGCCUGGGUGUCAAGUGGCUAAAGGAAGAUGCAAAGCGGGGCAUUCAGAUGGGUUACAGGAUUUAUGAUCUCCCAAUCACAUUAUACACCAAGCCUGUAUGGAAAACUGUGAAUCCCCAAAUUGAAGAGACUGUCCAAUUUGCAGCCUUCAACACAUCUCAGGAGUUUCUUAAUUAUUUACAGACAAAUGCUCUCAUAGUUGAUCUGUGGGGCCUCCAAGAAGGUUGUGCCGAGCUAAGCUGCUCUCAGCUGGAUCUCAGGGUCACAGGUGAAGGCCACAUCAUGCUAGACACCAAGAAAAUUCCCAUUGUGAGGGACACAGCAUCAAAUCAGACAUCAGAACUUUACCUGAAGGUGCUCAGAUUGGAGCAGGAGAUGGAACUCCUCCGGAACAGAAACAGAACCUUAAGAGAGGAAAACAUGUUUCUCAAGGACUCUCUGGAGAAAACUAGUUCUGACCAACAAGCUGGGGAAUUCUGUACAUUGGAAGAUGAUCAAAUGCUUCGGCCUUUCGUACACCAACAAUCAGAGAUGUUAAAGGACUUUGGGGACCUAUUUGAAAGCAGCCUGUGGAAACUGAAAAAUGACAUUGCUCUCAUAGUGAAAAAGAAGAGAAUAUUUACUGCAAGUCAAACAGUGAGAGUGCAUCAGGUGAAGCCUGCAAACACUUGA